GGAGGAAGGAGAGAGAGAGAGGGACUUCGUUAAAAGUCGGUUAGGCAGUGGAGCUCAAAUCUUCUACACCCAAAAGUCAGGAGAGUCGAGAGACUUCGUUAAAAGCAAGUGCUGAAGACGUUCAUUUUACGCUUCCAACGAUUCGACCAAAGUUUUGGGAUUUUUUUGCCGCCGCCGACCGCCGACCGCCAUGGACGCCGCCGCAUGCUCUCGUGUUCUUCCUCAGAUCAACCUCUCCCAUUCGGAUCAUAGAUUAUCCACUGGUAGGUCGGGACCUGCCUCUUUCCGUUCAUCCAAGCGAUUGCUAGUUCCGAAACAGCUCACAGUUUCUUGCUCUACACCGAUUGAUAAGGGAAAUGACAUGUUUGGAAUAUCACAUUGUUCUAAGAAAAACCCUGUGGGGGAAGUAUUAUGCCCUGCUGGUGUAUGCACUUAUGGUGGGACUGCUGUAGAGUCUCAUUCCCAUGCUGCGGAAGAGAAGGUUGGAGUGCUGCUUCUGAAUCUUGGAGGACCCGAGACGCUUAAUGAUGUUCAGCCGUUUUUGUUCAAUCUUUUUGCCGACCCGGAUAUCAUUCGUCUCCCAAGGUUGUUUCGGUUUCUCCAGCAACCAUUGGCGAAAUUAAUUUCUGUACUUCGAGCUCCAAAAAGCAAAGAAGGUUAUGCUGCUAUAGGAGGUGGUUCACCAUUGCGUAAAAUUACAAAUGAGCAGGCAAAUGAACUCAGAAAGACUCUGGAAUCAAAGGACUUGCCUGUUAAUGUCUAUGUGGGAAUGCGUUAUUGGUACCCAUUUACUGAGGAAGCAGUUCAGCAAAUUAAGAAAGACAGAAUAACCAGGCUUGUUGUCCUGCCUCUAUAUCCUCAGUUCUCUAUCUCUACAACUGGAUCAAGCGUUCGUGUGCUCGAGGAUAUUUUCAGGAAAGACGCCUACCUAUCAAGGAUGCCUGUUUCUAUUAUAAACUCAUGGUAUCAACGUGAAGGCUAUAUUAAGUCAAUGGCCGACUUGAUUUCCAAAGAACUAGAAAGUUUUUCUGAGCCUGCAGAGGUCAUGAUAUUCUUCAGUGCCCACGGAGUGCCGCUCAGUUAUGUGGAGGAUGCUGGAGAUCCUUACAAAGAUCAAAUGGAAGAGUGCAUCUUCUUAAUAAUGAAAGAGUUGAAAUCUCGAGGAAUCAACAAUGAACAUACUCUUGCUUACCAGAGCCGAGUUGGUCCUGUGCAAUGGUUAAAGCCCUACACUGAUGAAGUUCUUGUUGAGCUUGGCCAGAAAGGCGUGAAAAGUCUCCUAGCUGUUCCAGUCAGCUUUGUGAGCGAGCACAUAGAGACUCUUGAAGAAAUUGAUAUGGAGUACAGGGAAUUGGCCCUCGAAUCUGGCAUUGAGAAUUGGGGUCGAGUCCCUGCCCUUGGUUGCACUCCUUCGUUUAUAACAGACCUCGCAGAUGCCGUGAUAGAAGCCGUACCACUUGCAACAGCCAUGUCAACCCCACAAACUACCUCAGAAGUAGCCGAUCACGACCCUGUGAGAUACGCUAUCAAGAUGUUCUUUGGUCCCUUUUUGGCUUUCAUUUUGUUCUUUUCUCCGAUGAUAAUGGCAUUCAGGAACACCUGAUUUAAGGAAGAUAUUAAGCAGUCACUUACGUAGAAGAAGAGUCGAAACACUACGAACAAUCCCCCAUCCGCUUCCAGUUGACCCUCAUACUCCAUGCGGAACGAGCUUUUUGCAGUUUUCAAUUCAUUCAUAAAUGUAAAUUUUUUUUUUUAAAUAAUUUUUUAUAAAGCUUGGUGAACACGCUUUGAGUCAAGAAGCAUAUCUUAGAUUCUAAUUCUACUUUGUACGUUUUGGAUGUUAUGAUUUGUACCUAAAGCUGGUUUUAAAUUUACUUUUUGAGAAUAAACAUCCGCUUCUGGUGUCAUUCUGCCA
Molecule: messenger RNA, 1915 nt
Organism: Malus domestica (apple)
Lineage: Eukaryota; Viridiplantae; Streptophyta; Magnoliopsida; Rosales; Rosaceae
Product: ferrochelatase-2, chloroplastic-like
Biological process (GO): heme biosynthetic process
Cellular component (GO): mitochondrion
Molecular function (GO): protoporphyrin ferrochelatase activity
Source: RefSeq, a predicted model, not a curated record